GCAGACAGCUACAGCCGUAUGUCCGUGUGACAUUCUGCUCAGUCGGCCAAUCCUCACCAAAUUCUCCAUCAAAUCCAACCAACCCCUCACCGCCUAUGCCGCCGCGGGCCGCCUAGGGUUCCGGCGGCCGCCGCUCCCUCGCCGGCGCGAUGGGGAACACCUGCAUCGGUCCCAGCGCCCCCUCGGACCGCCACAGCUUCUUCAACACCGUCUCCCUGGCCGUGCUCUGGCGACCCCCGGCCGCCGCUGACCGCGCCGAGCCUUCCCCGACCGCUGAACCCAGCUCAUCCACUCCCUGCUCUCCCCCCUCCAGGGCCCCUAACCCUGUCACCAUCUCCGACUCCGAGCACCCGCCACACUCCACCUCCACCGCCUUAGGCCCCGCCGCGCCGCCCAAUCCUAACGGCAAGCCCAAGCCCAAGCCCAAGGUGAAGCGCGUGCAGAGCGCCGGCCUCCUCGCCGGCUCCGUGCUGAAGCGCGACUCCGAGCGGCUCAAGGACGUCUACACCCUGGGCAAGAAGCUCGGGCAGGGGCAGUUCGGCACCACCUACCAGUGCGUCGAGAAGGCAACCGGGAAGCACUUCGCCUGCAAGUCAAUCGCCAAGCGGAAGCUCGUCACCGAUGAGGACGUCGAGGACGUGCGCCGCGAGAUCCAGAUCAUGCACCACCUGGCCGGCCACCCCAACGUCGUAUCCAUCGUGGGAGCCUACGAGGACGCUGUAGCCGUGCACCUCGUCAUGGAGCUGUGCGCUGGAGGGGAGCUGUUCGAUAGGAUCAUACAGCGGGGGCACUACUCUGAGAAAGCCGCCGCACAGUUGGCCCGGGUGAUCAUCGGGGUUGUCGAAGCAUGCCAUUCACUUGGGGUGAUGCACAGAGACCUCAAGCCUGAGAAUUUCUUGUUUGUGAACCAAAAGGAGGAUGCACCCUUAAAGGCUAUUGAUUUCGGGCUCUCCAUCUUCUUCAAACCAGCCUUGAUCUGUUUUGCUGGGAGAGGCGAAGAUCUCCUGGGUCAAUCAUGUGAAAUAUUUUCUGAUGUCGUUGGAAGUCCUUACUAUGUUGCCCCUGAGGUUCUGAAAAAACGCUAUGGCUGUGAGGUUGAUGUGUGGAGUGCCGGUGUAAUAAUUUAUAUCUUAUUGAGUGGGGUUCCUCCGUUUUGGGCUGAAUCUGAACAAGGGAUAUUUAAACAAGUUCUAAAAGGUGGUCUUGAUUUUUCAUCCGAUCCCUGGCCCAGCAUUUCGGAGAGUGCAAAGGAUUUGGUUAGGAAGAUGCUAAAUCGUGAUCCCAGAAAGAGAUUGACUGCACAUGAUGCUCUAUGUCAUCCUUGGGUUUGUGUAGAUGGAGUUGCUCCUGACAAACCUCUGGAUUCUGCUGUCUUAACCAGAUUGAAACAGUUUUCUGCAAUGAAUAAACUAAAGAAGAUGGCCCUUAGGGUCAUUGCUGAAAAUUUGUCUGAAGAUGAAAUUGCAGGAUUGAAAGAGAUGUUCAAAAUGCUGGACACUGACAAUAGUGGGCAGAUCACGUUGGAGGAACUAAAAAUUGGUUUGAAGAGAGUUGGUGCUAACUUAAAGGACUCAGAAAUUACAACACUAAUGGAAGCGGCAGAUAUUGAUAACAGUGGUUCCAUCGACUAUGGAGAGUUCCUAGCUGCAACUUUACAUCUGAACAAAGUCGAGCGAGAAGACAACCUCUUCGCAGCAUUCUCAUACUUUGAUAAAGACGGCAGCGGUUAUAUUACUCAUGAUGAGCUACAAAAAGCAUGUGAGGAAUUCGGUAUAGAAGAUGCACACCUAGAAGAUAUCAUCCAUGACGUUGAUCAGGACAAUGAUGGUCGGAUCGACUACAACGAGUUUGUAACAAUGAUGCAGAAGGGAAAUAACCCACUAGGGAAAAAGGGGCACUGCCAGAUGAGCUUUGGUCUUAGAGAAGCAUUGAAGCUUGGCUAAGUGGCAUGAUCAAUCCUGUGUGAAGUGCCAUUCGGCUUCAUAUGCCAACUUUAGCUGAUGAAACUAAGUCCGUGAAUUUGGGACGCCGGUACCAAAGGUGGAGCAAGUGCGCGAUACGAUUAGCUUUGGGAUACCAACUAAGCAGUGAGCAUGCAGGAACACAUUGGUGAUCUUUCGUCGUUAACCCCCCAUGUACAUGGCUUUUUUGAGGUGGGAUAGGAAUGGCGGUUGUGUUUCCCAUGGCCAUUCUUUGCACGUUAUGAAGCUCAGCUGCAGGAUGCUCUUAUAUAGAGAGAAAUGUUAGUCACAUCACAUCGCGUGUCCAUACUGUAUAGCGAAACUUAACAUGUUGUAAUAUCGGUCGGACAAUGUGUGCGUGUUGUAUGUUAUCUUUCUUAGAUAGAGGCACAGGCUUAGCGUUGUCAUAUAUGUAUUGCAAGAAUAUGCAGGCUGUAUAUUAACCAAAUGAUUUUUUUGUGUACAUUUCAGUGCAUCUAGACCA
Messenger RNA from Zea mays, 2445 nucleotides. RefSeq names its product calcium-dependent protein kinase 17. The transcript has 9 exons. Bases 150 to 1943 code for a protein of 597 amino acids. Gene Ontology annotation, molecular function: protein kinase activity; calcium ion binding; ATP binding. Gene Ontology annotation, biological process: protein phosphorylation. The record is from RefSeq and is a predicted model, not a curated record. Lineage: Eukaryota; Viridiplantae; Streptophyta; Magnoliopsida; Poales; Poaceae.